GAUAAGGCUGUUGCCAUGGUGAUGAAGGAGAUACCGAGGGAGGAGUCUGCCGAGGAAAAGCCCCUCCUUACUAUGAAAUCACAGGUGGGCAGAAUGCUGGUGAAUGAGCAGCAAGAAAGCAGACCCCUCCUGAGCCCCUCCAUCGAUGACUUUCUUUGCGAAACCAAAUCAGAAGCCAUCGCAAGACCUGUGACAUCAAAUACAGCAGUUUUGUCAACAGGGCUGGAUCUUUUGGACCUGAGCGAACCUGUCUCCCAAACCCAAAACAAAGCAAAAAAGUUGGAGAAUUCCUCAAGAGGGGAAGGCUUGAAGGCUUCUGCCCACAGGAAGAAGGCAGACAACCCAGAUAUUAUCAGUGAAGAUGUGGAGCAAAAACUACAGCCUGUCAGAGCUCCUGAGAAGUCAUCGUUGGAUUUAGUCAAUAUCCAGGCACAGCUAGAGAAAUGGGAUGAAAUGAAGCUUCAUGGAGAUAGGACCAGCAAAGGCUUUCCAGCGCCUGAAAGAAAACCUUCAUCGUCUAGAGCUCCUUCAAAAGAAUUUUUAUGGUCUGCAGAGAACAGGUCCCAGUCAGAGCUGGCCAGUGUCAAGACUGUGUUGGAAUCUGAUUCGGUCUCAGAUAUAGAAUUAGCACCGGCACCAAAGGCACGAUCUACCAAAGAGCAACGCUGGGGAGGCACCCUUCUUUCACGAAAUCAUUCCUUGGAAGAGGAAUUUGAAAGGGCCAAAGCAGCUGUCGAGUCAGACACCAAGUUUUGGGAUAAGAUGCAAGCAGAGUGGGAAGAGAUGGCGCGCCGAAACUGGAUCUCAGAUAGCCAGGAAGCACAAGGCCAAACAACUGUCUCUAUUAAUGAGAAGGGCUAUUAUUUUCAUACAGAAAACCCCUUCAAGGACUGGCCUGGGCCUUUUGAGGAAGGUCUGAAAAAGCUGAGGGAGGGGGACUUGCCCCUUGCUAUCUUAUACCUGGAGGCUGCUAUUCUCCAAGAUCCACAUGACUCUGAGGCCUGGCAGUUUCUUGGGACAACACAAGCUGAGAAUGAAAAUGAGCAAGGAGCAAUUGUCGCCCUCCAAAGGUGCUUAGAGCUUCAGCCAAACAACUUGAAAGCCUUAAUGGCCUUGGCUGUGAGCUUCACAAACACUGGGCAUCAGCAGGAGGCUUACGAAGCGCUAAGAAACUGGAUCAAGCAGAAUCCUAAGUACAAGUACAUUGUAAGAAGUAAAAAAGGAUCCCCGGCACUUACCAGGAGAAUGUCCAAGACAGCAGACGAAAGUUCAUUGCUGGAAGAGGUGAAGGAGCUGUAUCUGGAGGGAGCCCAUCAGAAUGGGGAGAUGAUAGACCCGGACUUACAAACAGGACUUGGGGUGCUCUUCCACCUGAGCGGUGAAUUUAACAGAGCGAUAGACGCAUUUAGUGCUGCCCUCACAGUUCGGCCUGAGGAUUAUUCAUUGUGGAACCGUCUAGGUGCAACCUUAGCAAACGGAGAUCGAAGUGAGGAAGCUGUGGAAGCUUAUACGAGGGCACUGGAAAUCCAGCCUGGCUUCAUCCGGUCCAGGUACAAUUUAGGAAUAAGCUGCAUCAACCUAGGAGCGUACAGAGAGGCAGUCAGCAAUUUCCUCACGGCUCUCAAUUUGCAACGAAAGAGCCGGAAUCAGCAGCGCGUUCCUCACCCUGCUAUUUCAGGUAAUAUCUGGGCAGCUCUCCGGAUUGCUUUGUCUAUGAUGGACCAGCCGGAACUUUUUCAGGCUGCUAACGUGGGCGAUCUGGAUGUUCUACUAAAAGCUUUCAACAUUGAACCCUGACACACACGCACACACACGCACCAAGCCCUCCCCCCUCCCCACAGAAGACAACGUGGACACUUCUCAGCAGAAAGGGUUCUGCGGGAUUCCACCAGAUCUCCAGAAAAUUAAAAGCACAAAACCUUGUAAAUAUCACCUCGUUCAAGUCCAAUGAUGGAUUUAUGUUAACAGCUACUAUGACGUAGAUGGGAGUUGGACAAAACAAUUUCACCUGAAUGUUCCUUAUGACAUGUACCUGUACAGAGAAAAUGUGUUUUAGGUAUCAUGCUACAUAUGCAUUCGAGCACACACGCAAAAAGGUGUGGGGUAGCAUUUCCUAAGGACUCCUGCUAGUCCAUUGGAUUCAUGGCCCUUGAUAUACAGCAUCAAUGGGGAGGAGUGAUGGCUUGCCACUCCUCAUCAAGGUCCUUUCCCCAUAUAUAUGGCCAUCAGUAUGUGCAUGUUAGAGUAGCUGUGCUUUUCCCAUCAACAUAGUGAGCUGGUAACCAUCUAGGGCAUAAAAUUAUGUUAAUUGGAUUCUAAUUCUGGUGUCUGGAUCCCAUGAAGCACUCCAAAGCAGAGCUCUCAUGAGAUUCAAGAA
This is a messenger RNA of Rhineura floridana, 2377 nucleotides long. It is a transcript of the gene PEX5L, whose product is annotated as peroxisomal biogenesis factor 5 like. Gene Ontology annotation, molecular function: protein binding. Gene Ontology annotation, cellular component: peroxisomal membrane; cytosol. Gene Ontology annotation, biological process: protein import into peroxisome matrix, docking. NCBI's taxonomy places the organism in Eukaryota, Metazoa, Chordata, Lepidosauria, Squamata, Rhineuridae. The record is from RefSeq and is a predicted model, not a curated record. The transcript is spliced from 13 exons. The coding region runs from base 16 to 1797 and encodes 593 amino acids.